AGCCCCUAUCCAUACAUACAUGUUUCGAGCACAUCAGGAACCCUUGUGUCGAAGAUGACAUGAAUUUAGAAAUAAAAUAGACAACAUGAAAACCAAGACGAGCAUCAUGCAGAGAAUAUACUUAUCAACAAUGUCCUGUAAAAAGACACGCUUAUCCAAAAUCCAGGAUAAACUAACGUUUACCUCCGUUGUUCCGCUACCCAGCAAGAUGAAGAUUGGGUUUCUUCGCCUCUUUGGCGAAUAUGACGGUCGGAACAUCCCUGACUAUGCCAAAUUCGUCAAUAUUAUGGAUUCCAAUAGCAAGAUCUUCGACCUAAGAUCGGUCACAUUUGGCCAGUUUUUGUGGAUUAUCAACGAACAGUUGUUGCGGCGGACAGCCAAGGAAAUCAUCUACUCUGGUGAUGUUAAGUCUUGUCGUCGAGGAAGACAGGUCCGGGUGAGGUCAGAUGGUCAAGAUAAAGUUGUUUAGUCCUGAGAAACUCGCAUUUUGUGAUAAUGUCAAUGUCGUAUUCUUUAUUAUGAUUGCUAACUAGUUAUCGUUAUUCCAUGUUAAGUGUUCUCUUAUCGAGUUAAAUUUUAGUAUGAGUGAUUCUAGAUAAGCUCAAUAUAAAUGAUAAUACAAGUCCGAAUAGUUUAAAAAGAUGUUAUGCUAAGAAAUAGUAUAUUCUGUCAGUGAUAAGGAUGUAAUUAUGGAAUUAUCAUUAAAUGUGGUAUAAUAUGCUCUCUGAAGAAGGCUAAUUGUGUCUUAUUACUACAUAAUUUAUUAUAUUCGUAAUUAUUAAAGUCGAUAAGUAGUAAGUAAUUAGUUAAUUAAUUAAGUGUGAAAGAAGAUUCAUAUACAUAUUUAUUUAUCAUAAAAAUAAUGUCGCAUUUUAUUCUACUUCAUUCCGGCUGAAAAUCAACGGCCAAAUUUACUAGCUGCCUGCGUGUGAAUCUUAGACUUUUAAUUAUAAUUAAGUAGUUUUAGUAGAAUUACAAUUAUCAUGUCUCAACACUAAUCUUAGUACAGGUAGAAUAGUUUCAAUUGCCAAUUAAACAGUCAGGUUUUAGCCAGUCGACGGAGGAGUAGAUUAUUUUCCAGUUUUUUUUCUCUCUCAUUUGCGAUAGAUAGAUCUUCGUAUUUAGUCGUAGAAGAGUAGAAGUAUAAUUUCUUAGUCAAUUUUGAAAAUGAAAAGAGGCAGUGAACAGGGUGGUUCGUCAUCUGGGGACGAUGAGCCAACAAAUCCCCCCUCCUCCUCGGCACCUUCUUCGGAAAAAUGCAAGUGGAUUAAAAUGGACAUGACGGCGGAAAGGACUGCAUCCGCCCUAAACAAUCAGGAGGGCCGUGGCAUGGUCGUGGAGAGAAGGACAGAACGGGUGAAUUCAUCUUUGGACCCGUUCUCUAUGAGCAACCUGGGGGCCUCCAUCUCCUCCUUGUUGCCACCUCCGUUGGCCUCUCCACCCCACCCAAGCCGCCCAAGGUCGCCGGAGUGGUCAGAACUUUUACACCGGUUAGAGAACCUGGUUUCCAUGGCCAUGUCCGAGACUGGUGUCGACAUCCCGCACGAC
Folsomia candida is the source of this 1548-nucleotide messenger RNA. RefSeq lists its product as uncharacterized. Lineage: Eukaryota; Metazoa; Arthropoda; Collembola; Entomobryomorpha; Isotomidae. The record is from RefSeq and is a predicted model, not a curated record. The transcript has 4 exons. Bases 86 to 469 code for a protein of 127 amino acids.